This is a messenger RNA of Suillus paluster, 455 nucleotides long. RefSeq lists its product as uncharacterized. The transcript is spliced from 2 exons. The record is from RefSeq and is a predicted model, not a curated record. Lineage: Eukaryota; Fungi; Basidiomycota; Agaricomycetes; Boletales; Suillaceae. Bases 105 to 371 code for a protein of 88 amino acids.
ACGCUGACAUAUCGUCAAAAAGUAGUAUACUUGUCCGACACCGACAUAUAUAAACCGUGACCGCGGAUCGGCCAUAACUAGCCGUGAGGGCUCGCAUCCCCCACAUGCGAAUGGGGAAGAACAGCCCUGCAAGUCUGUUGUUCCUUGGUAUGUUUUUUUGGGACUGUACUUCGGAUUCCCUGAAACUUCGGAGUCCGGGUGGAAGAACUGAAGGUUCGGUAGAGGAGUCUCGUAAGAUUUGCCACGUUCCCGUUCAACAAGCCGAUAUGAAUCCACGGUCUAAGCUCAAUGCAAGAUCGUCCAUUGUCUUUCGGCUCCGUAUCGACUCCCAUCCUUACAUCCAGGUUCCUUACCUCCCCUCUAGCCCAUGACAUCGCUCAGCCGCCCGCACGCGUACGGCCGUUUACCGACUCAAGUAUGUAAUUUUUGCAACAUAUAACACGACCCGUGUCACC